Molecule: messenger RNA, 1208 nt
Organism: Merops nubicus (carmine bee-eater)
Lineage: Eukaryota; Metazoa; Chordata; Aves; Coraciiformes; Meropidae
Product: leucine-rich repeat-containing protein 15-like
Molecular function (GO): protein binding
Source: RefSeq, a predicted model, not a curated record
AUGCCAGAGAAAGGCCCAAUGGAGCGGAGAGGCUGGAGCAGUUGGCAGCAGUGGCUGCUGGUGCUGCUGGGCAUCCAGCUGGCCGGUGGCCAGUGCCCAGAGCAGUGCCAGUGCGUGCGCACCGCCCAGGUGGAGUGCUCUGGUGCCGGCAUCAGCACGGUCCCCAGCCCCAUCCCCGGGAACGCCAUGACCCUGCAGAUCAUCAACACGCGCAUCGCCGAGCUGGGCGACGCGUCCUUCGGCAACGCCUCCCUGCUCAUCGGGCUGCGCAUCGAGAAGAACAACCUGUCGCGCAUCAGUCCAAAAAAGCCCCUGCCGCACUUCCGCUACCGCAGCCUGGCCAGCAACAAGCUGCAGGAGCUCCCCGUGCAGGUCUUUGAGCCCCUGGGCAAGCUGGAGUCUCUUCUCCUCUCCAGCAAUCAGAUCUUCCAGGUCGAGCCUUCCCACUUCACCCACCUGAGCAACCUCAAGGAGCUGCAGCUGCACGGGCACAACCUGCAGCUCUUCGUGCACAACAGGAACCUGCAGAAGCUCUACCUGUCCAACAACCUCCUUGUCGCCCUGCCAAGCGGCGUCUUCUUGCCCCUGCACGCCCUUGCCAAGAUCACCCUGCACGUCAACCGCUUGCGGGACAUCUCCCCCGGCGCCUUCGGGCCCAUGCCCAACCUGCGGGAGCUGUGGCUCUACGAGAACGAGCUCUCCACCCUCCCCACUGCCGUCUUCAGCAACCUCACCCAGCUGCAGCUUCUGGUCCUCAGCAAGAACCGGCUGCGCUCAGUGGCACCAGGGGCUUUCCGGGGCUUGGAGGAGCUGCUGGAGCUGUCGCUGCACUCCAACGCCCUGCGCCGCCUGGACCCCCAGGCCCUGGAGGGGCUGCCCAAGCUGCAGAACAUCUCGCUGCACCACAACCAGCUGCAGGCUCUGCCGCGGGGCCUCUUCCGGGCUACACCAAGGCUGCGGCACCUGCAGCUGCAUUCCAACUCCCUGGAGUACCUGCCCGCCGGCAUCUUCUCCCCGCUGGCUGCCCUGCGAGAGGUGAAGCUGCACAACAACUCCUGGCGCUGUGACGAGGGCAUCCUGCCCCUGCGGGGCUGGCUGGAGGACAACCCCCACAAGGUGGGCGAGACCCCCCCGCUCUGUGCUCAGCCCCCUGCCCUGCAGGGCACCCCCAUCGCCGAGCUGCCGCGGGACCAGCUCCUCGUCCCCCA